Molecule: messenger RNA, 372 nt
Organism: Microthlaspi erraticum
Lineage: Eukaryota; Viridiplantae; Streptophyta; Magnoliopsida; Brassicales; Brassicaceae
Source: the annotation of a GenBank genome assembly
AUGCUGAAAUCCGUGCUAGCAGCAAUGCCUACAUACACAAUGACGUGUUUUAAGCUACCAGCGGGACUGAAUAAGCGGAUACAGUCAGCGCUAACAAGAUUCUGGUGGGAUGGAAGCCAAGAAAACAAAAGGAUGUGCUGGGUUUCAUGGAAAAAACUAACAAAAUCAAAGAGAGAAGGAGGAUUGGGCUUUAGAGACUUACAUCAUUUCAACGAUGCCCUACUCGCAAAGAUAAGUUGGCGCAUCCUCACAAAACCAUCAUGUCUACUAGCAAGAGUACUCACAGGGAAAUACUGCCCAGAGAAGAACUUCUUGGAGUGUGACAUCAGUACCUCGGCGUCACAUGGCUGGAGAGGGAUAUGCCUAGGAUGA